This is a messenger RNA of Ilex paraguariensis (yerba mate), 1113 nucleotides long. NCBI's taxonomy places the organism in Eukaryota, Viridiplantae, Streptophyta, Magnoliopsida, Aquifoliales, Aquifoliaceae. The record is from the annotation of a GenBank genome assembly.
AUGUCAAACUUUAUUCAGGAAUUUGAAGAAGAGGAUGAGCAGUUCCACAGCACUGCAGUUACACAAUCAUCCCAUGGGAGUCCUAAUCCUAAUGGAAAUGGUGGGGAUGGUUCCAGCAGUCAUAACACCACUACAUCAAAGACGAAACGAAAUCUCCCAGGGAAUCCAGGAAAGAUUCCAGAGAGAUCAGAACCUUCAACUCCACAGGAGAGGCCACAAUUUGCCAUGAAAGCUGAAGCAAAGGCCAAGCACACAAGAAGCACGGAGACAAGAAAUGGAAGUGCUACAAGUGCUCAAAGCGUUAUGCUGUUCAGCUCGACUGGAAGGAAGGAUAGCUUCGUAACACACAGAGCCUUUUACGAUGCACUGACAAAAGAAAACUACAACAUGAACCAGACCCUCGCUGUCACGGGAGGAAUGUUACAGAACCAUGCUCAUGAAUUAUUCUCCUCCUCAAUUCCCACCUCUGACUCCUACACAAACACAAACGCCAUGAUUGACAUAUCGAUUUCACACCAUGAGAACAUUGAUAAUUCAGCAAACCCACCAUCUGUGAAUUCACAUGGGAUCAUGAUGUCUAGCAAUUUGGAUCCAAUUUUCAAUCCAGGAGGAGAUCGUGCAAGCUUUGGCUCUGUAGGUGGACAUAAUAACUCAACACUGACAGUUGUCUCUGCUUACACAUCAGCGACUGCCUUGUUACAGAAAGCUGUAGAAAUGGGUGCAAAGAUCAGUAGUGACAAUUCAAUUGCCCGAAUUCUCCUUAGAGGUUUUGCGGGUUACCCCACUAGCAGCGUCAACUCAUCUGCCUCGGAACUUCAGCAGGAGGCAUUUUCAUUAGCUGGCAGUGUUCUGACAAGUACAAAUGCUUUGUAUGCUGGAAUUCCAGAAACAUCUCAUAACAAUGUAGAGGAAGGAAACCAAAGUUCUGGUCACAAUUUUAGUCAAACUGGCUUAUAUGAUUCUUCUUUUUGUAUGACAAAUUCAUAUGGAUACUCCAACAGUAACCUCUUGGAAAAAGAAGUAAUCAUAGGAGGAAGUGAAAAAAUGACUCUUGAGUUCUUAGGGGAAGGAGCCAGCCGUUCAUACCAAUGGUUGGAAGAAAGGAAGCUCUGA